Striga hermonthica is the source of this 1485-nucleotide messenger RNA. NCBI's taxonomy places the organism in Eukaryota, Viridiplantae, Streptophyta, Magnoliopsida, Lamiales, Orobanchaceae. The record is from the annotation of a GenBank genome assembly.
AUGCUCAUAAUUCCCCUCAUGAAAAUGAACUCUUUGUGGAGAAGCUCCUCUUCAAGACUUGGAAUGAUGAGGCCAAAUACACACCCACUCGUGUUGAUCUUCGGAGUGCUAACCGUCGUCCUAAACGGGGCCGAGUGCCGAAAGGCGAGGAUUUUGGAGUCGUUCGAGUACUCGGCCAUCAGCUGCAGAGCUCACAGCGCAUCCAUACUGGAUUUCGGCGGGGUCGGAGAUGGCGAGACGCUCAACACCCGGGCUUUUCAGACAGCCGUCGGCCACCUCAGCCAGUAUGCGUCAGACGGUGGGGCCCAGCUGUUUGUCCCCGCCGGUAAAUGGCUGACCGGAAGCUUCAAUCUCACUAGUCAUUUUACUCUCUAUCUUCACAAGGAUGCUGUGCUCCUCGCUUCUCAGGAUAUAAGCUCAUGGCCGCUAGUCGAGCCCUUACCGUCGUACGGCCGUGGACGGGAUGCAGUUGGCGGGAGGUACAGCAGUCUUAUAUUCGGAUCAAAUCUCACCGAUGUCGUCGUCACUGGUGAGAAUGGCACUAUUGAUGGUCAGGGAGCAAUUUGGUGGCAGCAAUUUCACAGGAAGAAGCUGAAAAACACAAGGCCUUACCUUAUUGAAAUUAUGCACUCAGACAAUAUCCAGAUUUCUAAUCUCACUCUUGUCAAUUCUCCCUCAUGGAAUAUUCAUCCUGUUUACAGCAGUGACAUAAUUAUACAAGGCAUUACGAUUCUAGCUCCAAUUACAUCCCCAAAUACAGAUGGGAUCAAUCCAGAUUCCUGCUCCAACACAAGAAUCGAGGACGUGUACAUUAUCUCGGGUGACGACUGCAUAGCCGUGAAGAGCGGUUGGGAUGAGUACGGCAUAGCCUACAAUAUGCCGACAAAGCAACUCCUCAUAAGGCGCCUCACUUGCAUCUCCCCAUACAGUGCUGCCAUUGCCUUGGGCAGCGAGAUGUCGGGCGGCAUCCAAGACGUGCGGGCCCAGGACAUAACCGCCAUUCAGACAGAGUCGGGUGUCCGAAUCAAGACAGCCCCCGGGAGGGGCGGUUACGUGAAGGACGUGUACGUGAAGGGCAUGAAUCUUCAUACCAUGAAAUGGGUCUUUUGGAUGACUGGAAACUACGGGUCGCACCCUGACGAUAAAUACGACCCGAAUGCUAUGCCGGAGAUUAACGGGAUUAACUACAGGGAUGUAGUGGCGGAGAAUGUGACGAUGGCGGCUCGAUUGGAAGGGAUAUCGGGAGACCCAUUCACCGGGAUUUGCAUGUCGAACGUGACGAUUGGGUUGGCUAAGAAGGCUAAGAAGUAUCCGUGGACUUGUGCUGAGGUGGCGGGGACAACCAGCCGGGUGGUGCCGCCACCAUGCGAGCUGUUGCCUGAUGAGGGAGAGGAGAAAGUGGGGAUGUGUGAUUUUCCUGCAGAUAGUUUAGGUAUUGAGGGGGUGGAGUUGCAAAAGUGUUCUUAUGGGAUGAACUACUUUUAG